AGUUUGAGGGAGGCUCGAGACCCCCGACCCAGGACUAAUGCUCCCACAGAGGUCAGCCCGGUGGUUUGGUCCGGCCUGGCCUACCGGACCUUGCCCGAACUCCGUGGACUGCGGCUCAGCUGGGCUCCGGGCGCCGCCUCCUCCCAGCCCGCUGGGGGCUGCGGCGCUUCUGUGGGUGGGGAAGGCAGGACUGACGCAGAAUGACAACAGCAACACGACAAGAAGUUCUUGGCCUCUACCGCAGAAUUUUCAGGCUUGCGAGGAAAUGGCAGGCGGCAUCAGGGCAGAUGGAAGACACUGUUAAAGAAAAACAGUACAUAGUAAAUGAAGCCAGAAUGCUGUUCCAGAAAAAUAAAAAUCUCACAGACACAGACCUGAUUAAACAGUGUAUAGAUGAAUGCACAGCCAGGAUUGAAAUUGGACUGCAUUACCAGAUUCCUUAUCCAAGGCCAAUUCAUCUGCCUCCAAUGGGCCUUAUCCCACUACGAGGCCGGGGACUUCGAAGCCAGGAAAAAUUGAGGAAACUUUCCAAACCAGUAUAUCUCAAGUCUCAUGAUGAGGUUUCCUAGCCCAGAAGAAAGUAUAUUUCUCUGAAUGAGGAGCCACUAUUUCUUGAAUGUAAACCAGAUGACAAAACCCUUCUCCUUGAUUAGGGGCAAAAAUUCAAAUAUCUUCUUAAAAACCUCCAAAACAUUGGUACUCACCCCAUGAUGUAUGCUCACACAUCCCUACAGUUUAUCAGGGUCCUGCUGCCUGAGUGGACGGCACUAACCAUAGAGGUCAUGGACCUUACAUCCUCACUGAAGCAUCAUUUGGAAACAAGACUAAGAUUUGUGGGAGGAAGACUGAAGAACGACAGAGCUUUUCAUGGGAAUGCCAUUCACCAGACAUGCCAGCUGAU
Molecule: messenger RNA, 901 nt
Organism: Ceratotherium simum simum (southern white rhinoceros)
Lineage: Eukaryota; Metazoa; Chordata; Mammalia; Perissodactyla; Rhinocerotidae
Source: RefSeq, a predicted model, not a curated record